UUGUUUUCAGAAAGCUUUCCUUGUCUCGCCAAGCAAGUCGUCAUACGUGGUAUGUUUCAAACAGCUUUGGCGUCGACUAGACUAUUCCUUACCGAUAAUUACUUCAGGUUUGGCUACAAAUUCAACAAUUGACAACAAUAAUUGAGGAAUCAUCGAAUUGGGGAACUGCACUUCUGCACACCUUUGAGCAGCAGUAUGAUGCAGGCAGGAGUCUGUCUGAGACAGGACACUGAGACAACACUACCAGAGCUCACUGAGCAGCACAGGAUCAGACUGAAAGAAGAGGAACUCAGUGGACUGGAGUCAGAGACAGAGUGUGCUGCACCAGGACUCAACACACUGGAGCCAGAGUGUGUUACAGCACACAGCGGGGUCAGUGAUGGACACCACACACACACAUCAGUGAUAAAAACAGAAGCUGAUCUGGGCUCCACCCACACUGGGGAUCUUAUUAAGACAGAGAGCCCUGACGGUACAGAGCUGGGAUAUGUGACCCAUCUGCAUCCUGACCAAACAGAGGCCGAAGAUGGAGGAUACCUUGAGGCAGAACAGAACAGAGACUUGCAGGAUAUUAAAUUGGUUCAUAUUAAAUCUGAAGACAUGAAGAGGGAAUCCAGUGAAUGUUUAGUGAGUGAUCUCAUGAACACUGUGAAGAAUGGAGCUGGUGUUGAUCAGAAAGACUGGAUUGAAUCAUCACAACAUGCUGGAGAACCAAAAAAAGAAGACUGUAAAAAAGAAGAAAUUAAUCUGUCGAUCCAGUGCCAAUGUGGGGACUUAAAUCAUCACUGUGACAGAAGCAGUGAAAAUGAUCCCAGCCCAAACCUUUUGAAUUUCCUUCAAAAGAAGACUACUUAUAGAAAUAAAGGUAAUAUUCAUAUAGGUGAAAAGCUGUACAAGUGUACAAGUUGUGGGAAGGCUUUCAAUCAGAAAUAUGCUUUCAAUGUACACAUGAGAAUUCAUACAGGUGAAAAGCCCUACAAGUGUACACAGUGUGAUAAGUGUUUUCGUACAAAAUGUGCUUUAAAUGUUCACCUGAGAAUUCAUGCAGGUGAAAAGCCAUACAAGUGUACACAGUGUGAGAAGUGUUUUUCCAAAAUAUUUCAUUUAAAUCAGCACCAGAGAAUUCAUACAGGUGAAAAGCCCUACAAAUGUAUUCAGUGUGGGAAGUGUUUUUCCCAAACAAGUGCUUUAAAUCGCCACAAGAUGAUUCAUACAGGUGAAAAGGCCUUCCAGUGUACUCUGUGCAGGAAAUGUUUUAAUAUAAAAUCGAAUGUAAUUAUCCACCAACAUGUUCAUAUGGAUGAAAAGCACUACAUUUGCAUUCAGUGUGGGAAGUCUUUUAAUACAAAGUAUUUUUUAGAAAAACACAUGAAAAUUCAUACGGAUGAACAGCCCUACAAAUGUCCACGGUGUGAGAAAUGUUUUUUUAGACAAUCUGAGUUCAAUCGCCACCAGAGAAUUCAUACCGGUGAAAAGCCUUACAAAUGUACACAGUGUGAGAAAUGUUUUAAUCAAAUAUCUAAUUUAAAUAUACACCAGAGAAUUCAUACAGGUGAAAAGCCCUACCAGUGUACUCAGUGUGCAAGGUGGUUUUCCCAAUCGAGUUCAUUAAAUCGGCACAUGAUGACUCAUACAGGUGAAAAGCCCUAAAAAUGUAAUUGUGGAAAGUGACUUAGUGAUAAAUAUCUCAUUUAAACCAAAUAACUACACCUACCUCAAUAAAGGUACUAACAGUUUUGUUCACUAGCUCAUGGCAAUUGUUACCUGUGCAUAGUAAAAUGGAUUCAGAAGCUUUGACUUGUAGUUUCUGAGGACAAACUUCAUAUUUCAAGUGUGGUUAAACGAUGUAAUACAACGGCGAAGGAAUCAUAUCAAUGUCCGCCAAUUUAGGGGGUUACAGCUACUCCGUUGGUUUUGCUCACACACAGCGUAUAACAGAAGUAUGCAGAGCAAUUUAACCAAAUGUUCAAUAACUAAAGACCCAGUUAACGAAGCUACCACUUACCCUAAUAGCUAACUGAACAAUUAUUUUACAAACAUUUGCGGCCGGUGCUCGCUCCUCUUUGGGAGGGAGUUCUUAUUUCCGGGAGGCUCCUGGACGUUCCAGGAGACUUGGGAGGUCUGGAAGAGGCGGAAAACCUCAGGGGCCUGUAUCGCGAAACUGGAUUAUAGAGUUCACUGCUGUUCAGGGUUUUACAAUUAUCCAGCUAACUCUGUAACUCUGUAACUGUUUUUAAUUUCCACGCCUAUGUUUUGAUUAUUCUUUACAAUUGUACAGUGUGUUCAGCAAAUGAAAUUCCUUUUCAUUAAAAUGCAUUAGUGAAUCCUU
Conger conger (European conger) is the source of this 2329-nucleotide messenger RNA. RefSeq names its product zinc finger protein 501-like. The record is from RefSeq and is a predicted model, not a curated record. Gene Ontology annotation, biological process: regulation of DNA-templated transcription. Gene Ontology annotation, molecular function: RNA polymerase II cis-regulatory region sequence-specific DNA binding; DNA-binding transcription factor activity, RNA polymerase II-specific. The transcript has 2 exons. Lineage: Eukaryota; Metazoa; Chordata; Actinopteri; Anguilliformes; Congridae. The coding region runs from base 196 to 1650 and encodes 484 amino acids.